This is a messenger RNA of Olea europaea var. sylvestris, 1239 nucleotides long. Its product is annotated as serine/threonine-protein kinase WNK8-like. The record is from RefSeq and is a predicted model, not a curated record. NCBI's taxonomy places the organism in Eukaryota, Viridiplantae, Streptophyta, Magnoliopsida, Lamiales, Oleaceae. The coding region runs from base 1 to 1239 and encodes 412 amino acids. Gene Ontology annotation, cellular component: cytoplasm. Gene Ontology annotation, biological process: intracellular signal transduction; protein phosphorylation. Gene Ontology annotation, molecular function: protein serine/threonine kinase activity; ATP binding. The transcript has a single exon.
AUGAAUUCAAUAGGGUUUCUGAUGCAGCAAAAACUAGGGUUUAAUGAAUCUGAUAUUUCAGAGGUGUCACCAUGCAAUCGUUAUGUACAUUACAAGAAACUCUUGGGAAGAGGGGCAUUCAAAGAUGUCUACAGAGGAUUCGAUCUGGUUAGUAAUAUGGAGAUUGUGUGGUGUCAAAUUUGUAUUGACGAUGAAAAUACGAUAAAGUCUAUGGAAAACGAAGAAAAAUUGUGUUUUGAGGCUGUUUUAUUGAAGUCAUUGAGUCAUAAAAACAUCAUGAAGUGUUACUCCUAUUGGGUUGAUAGGAAGAACAAUACAAUGAAUAUGAUUACUGAAUUAUUCAGUUCGGGGAGUUUAAGGCAUUACAGACAAAGAAACAGCAAUAUUGAUGUGCAAGCAAUCAAGAACUGGGGGAGACAGAUUUUACAAGGGUUGCAGUAUCUCCACAGCCAAAACCCACGUAUUAUUCAUCGUGAUUUGAAGGGUGACAACAUCUUUAUCAACACGACUACUGGAGAAGUAAAAAUUGGAGAUUUCGGUUUGGCAACUUUUAUGCAAGAAGGCCCCCUUCGCACUGUUGUUGGAACCCCAGAAUAUAUGGCACCAGAAUAUUAUGAUGAGGAGUAUAACGAGUUAGUUGAUAUCUAUGCUUUUGGGAUGUGUUUGCUGGAAUUAGCCACUUCUGAAUAUCCCUACAGUGAAUGCACAAAUCCAGCACAGAUUUUCAAGAAAGUCACUGCUGGGAUAAAGCCUCUUGCUCUUGGUAAAGUUAAGGAUCCUGAGGUGAAGGAGAUUAUUGAAGAAUGCCUAGUUUCUGCAUCCAGUAGGCCAUCAGCUGUGGACCUUUUGAAGAAUCCAUUCUUCUUGCCCGAAAAUCCAAUGGAAAUUGAAAUAGAACGAGAUAAUGAUGCACAACUUAUAAGUUCUUGCCCGAUAAGCACUUCUGCUGAAUCUGCUUUAUCAGUUGAACAGGAGAUGGUUCAAUCACCCAUGGCUUUCACAGGCGAUUCGAUAAGUAGCUCAUUUUCAGUUGAAAAGCUGUUUCUAUACUCGGAGUCGAACAAUUGCAGGCAACAAUCGAUUUUCUCCCUGACUAGAGCAACCUCCUCUCAUUUUGAAUCUUCCAUGAGUGAACUGUCUAUGAAUUCAAAGGUUACCUUCGACUAUUCCUCGGGAGAAGCAUUCAGUGAUCAUGGCUUUUUUAUAUCUACACCGACUGUCAGCAAAGACGCAAGAUAG